This is a messenger RNA of Coccinella septempunctata (seven-spotted ladybird), 1400 nucleotides long. Its product is annotated as mitochondrial import inner membrane translocase subunit TIM50-C-like. The record is from RefSeq and is a predicted model, not a curated record. Gene Ontology annotation, molecular function: phosphoprotein phosphatase activity. The transcript has a single exon. Bases 142 to 1368 code for a protein of 408 amino acids. NCBI's taxonomy places the organism in Eukaryota, Metazoa, Arthropoda, Insecta, Coleoptera, Coccinellidae.
GAGCAAAAACCAGCAUCUCAAAGAAAAAGAUUUGAAAUGUCCGAAAGUUAGGUUAUGUUUUGUUACUUUGUUUUUAUUUGUGAUUUAUUGGGAAUUCAAAUAUUCCUUAAUAAUUUGUGAUUCUGAAAAAAACGAUAAAAAAUGGGAAAAUUUGCUUUGCCGAAGUGGGAUACUAAUGAAGUAGGGGAUAAAAUAUGUAAAACUCUUUUCAAGGUAAGAAUUAUUCCAAUCUCCCCCAAUAUUAUGAAACAUUCUUUAACAGAAGGCUCUGUUCGUUCAUUAGUUUUCUUGACAGGUUCAGUUAUGAAUUUCAAAUGGAGGCCCAUUUUAUCUCUUAUUUAUUUAAAGUAUACAAAAUAUUAUAGUAAUUACGUUCUCCCUUCAAAAUCUGCCAUUUCAUACAAAAAUUUUAAUUCGGUUAUGAGCAAGUCAAUAUUUUAUCAUACACAUUGUUCUCAAAGAAUUGUCAGUACCUUGGAUAAGAAAGUAGUAGAGUGUAAUGAAGCUAAUGGUAAUGAAAAGGAAAAUUCAUUGAAAUCCUUGAAAUACUCUUUGCUAUGUUUGGGAUUCGGCAUAGCAACUAUUGGAUCUUUUUUAUUUCUGAAAUAUGGAAGCCCAAGAAUAGAUGAUAGUGGAAACAUUAUCCAAGAUGAAUAUACAGAACUUCCGGUUUGGCAGCAAUACAUAUAUCGAUGUAUGGAUGCUAUAAGAACAUUAACCUUGUUCAUUCAGCAACCCUCUCGUGAAAAGUUAUUGCCAGAUCCCUUGAAGCCUCCAUAUCAUCAACCUCCAUACACAUUAAUUUUAGAGUUAACAAAUGUACUUGUACACCCAGACUGGACUUAUAAAACUGGUUGGAGGUUCAAAAAACGGCCUGGACUCGAUCAUCUUCUAGAAAAUUUGGUUGGAUUAUAUGAAAUAGUUAUAUUCACUGCAGAACAGGGUAUUAUUGUCUUUCCAUUAUGCGAGGCUCUAGAUCCAAAAAAUUUAAUCUCCUACAAGUUGGUUAGAGAUGCCACUCAUUUCAUAGAUGGUCAUCACGUCAAAAAUCUUGAUAAACUCAACAGGGAUUUGAGUAAAGUAAUCGCGAUUGAUUUUAAUGACGAAUCUUUGAAACUACACGGAGACAAUCUGCUCAAUAUUGGUUCUUGGAAUGGUGACGAUGAUGAUGUUUUAAUCGAUUUAACAUCUUUUCUGACUACCAUAGCUCAAAAUCAAGUGGAGGAUGUUAGAGAAGUUUUGAAAUACUACAAAACUUUCAAGAAUCCAUUAGCGACUUUCAGGCAGAAGCAGAAGGAAAUUUUUGAAGAGAAACAUGAAAGUAUAACUAUGACACAGCCAAAAAUUAAAAGGAAAUACUUUUUUUAGAAUAACGCAAGGGAAUAAAAUUAUUAGACUAU